AUGAAACCAACUGUCAACGAAAAUAUCAACGUCUAUCUUGAAGAUCGUGAUUUAUGGACGAAAUUUAAACCAUUAACAAAUGAAAUGAUUGUUACAAAAGCGGGAAGACGAAUGUUUCCUGUAUUGAAAGUAUCGAUUCGCGGUCUUGAUCCAGAAUCAAUGUAUACAAUCGAAUUGCAUUUUGAUCAAGUUGAUUCACAUCGUUGGCGUUAUGUUAAUGGACAAUGGCAACCUGGUUCAAAACCGGAUCCACCCAUUCAACGUGGACCUUAUGUACAUAAUGAGUCACCAAAUUUUGGUAAACAUUGGAUGAAAGAUACAAUUUCAUUUUCAAAAGUGAAACUAACAAAUAAAACAAAUCAUACGGGAUCAACACAGAUUGUUCUUAAUUCAUUGCAUAAAUAUGAGCCAAAAAUUCGUAUAUCUCAAGUCAUUCAUACAUCGAAACGUGGAAAUGAAACAAUUCCCGUUUAUACAACAAGUUUUCCUGAAACAGAAUUUAUUGCUGUAACGGCGUAUCAAAAUGAUGAUAUCACAGCACUGAAAAUUCGUUAUAAUCCAUUUGCCAAAGCAUUCUUAGAUACAAACAAAAGAGACGAACGAGAAUUGGCUGAUGAAUAUAAUUUACAACAAAAUGGUCCAUCUCAUCCACAUCAUCCAUUUCCACCAAAUUUCAGUUUCUUUGACACACAUUAUCAUUCAAAUGGUAUUGAUCGAUUAAAAUUUCAUAAUUAUCGUUCAACUCCAUAUCCAUCAUUAUACAGUCAAAAUACAACGAGAACAAAUACAAGAAAAUCACCACCAAAUCCUUCAUAUCCUACAAAAAUCGAGUCAUAUAAUUUUCCAUUUGAUACAUUUUAUAAUCCAGCAUCUGUUUCAUCUUCAUCAAAUAAUCCAUGUUCAUCAAUGAUGUCAAUGUUUCCAUCGCCUACAGCAUCUGGUAUCUCACCAUCACCGACACCAAACUACAUGUAUCCGGUAUCAUGUUUAUCACCAUCAUCAUACACUUAUCCAUAUUCUUAUCCAACAGUAUCACCAUCUUCGACAUUAAAUUAUUGUCAAGCAUCAACAUCUUCUCCAGCUUCUCUAUCAUUACCAUCGUCUACAGCAUCGUCAUUAUUAUUGCAACAAGCUCUCUCGUCCUCAUCUCCAUCAUCUCCCAAUGAUAAUACGAUUACAAACACGUCAGGACUCUACGAUAUCGGUCAAAGAUCGCCAAUAACAUCCGAUGAUAGUAAUCGAUAUUAA
Didymodactylos carnosus is the source of this 1248-nucleotide messenger RNA. Lineage: Eukaryota; Metazoa; Rotifera; Eurotatoria; Philodinida; Philodinidae. The record is from the annotation of a GenBank genome assembly.